Molecule: messenger RNA, 837 nt
Organism: Arctia plantaginis
Lineage: Eukaryota; Metazoa; Arthropoda; Insecta; Lepidoptera; Erebidae
Source: the annotation of a GenBank genome assembly
AUGCUACUAAAAAUUGAAGCCGAAGUUAAACUUGAUUCUGAUCCUUGUGUUCUCGCUUGGGACAACCAAUUGUUAGUUGGUACUGAAGAUGGAUGCAUAAAGUCAUUUGACGGUAAAUUGUCUCCAAAAGAAUCAUGGCAAGCGCAUGGGGUUCAGUUGUUUGCCCUGGCUACGGGAAACAAUUACCUAUACUCAUCAUCCAACGAUGGAGGCAUCAGGGUUUGGACUCUUACCGGUCAGAAGGUCACUGAAUUACCUUUUGCUGGGGCUGAUAUUGGUACUGUACAGGUUUUUGGCUCUCAUGUAUAUGGUGGAGAUGAAAGUGGCAAUAUAACAAUAUAUGAAAACAAUGAGAUAAAGGCUUCAUACAAUGUAUUAGAAGAGGUAAAGGAUCUUUGGUAUGAUCCACCGUAUUUGUUUACGACACGUGAUGCAUACGUAACAGUCACUGAAAUUAAGCCAGAGGAUUCAAAAACACGCUUUAUGACUCGCCACACCAUGGAGGGUCGUGCACCAUUGAGAGGGACGGAAUGUAGACUAGUCUUCGUGUCUAGAAGUGGAUUUAGUUUAUGUCUGCAUGACUCUUCUAUUAAUACAGUUUUUGAAAAGUUACACGAAGUAAAGGUAAGCGACAUGAUUGUGACAUCUUUAGCAGUGAGCGGCAACAACGUCUGGUCAGGCGGUUGGGACGGUAUUGUUCGCAAGUGGAAAAUAGCCGGCAGUAAAUUAGAAGCAGCUGGAGAAAUAAAUUUGGGUGGUUGUAUCAAUUCACUAGCAUCUGCGAAUGAUAGGGUUUAUGCGGCUGUAGCAGGCGGAAAACUGGUUUGUGUAUCUUAG